Molecule: messenger RNA, 1145 nt
Organism: Synchiropus splendidus (mandarinfish)
Lineage: Eukaryota; Metazoa; Chordata; Actinopteri; Syngnathiformes; Callionymidae
Gene: tmem11
Product: transmembrane protein 11
Exons: 2
Coding region: 33-596 (187 amino acids)
Biological process (GO): inner mitochondrial membrane organization
Cellular component (GO): mitochondrial inner membrane
Source: RefSeq, a predicted model, not a curated record
UCGUCAGCUGCAAUCACGGUUGCAUCUCCAACAUGGCGUCGCUGGGAAGGAGGCGCGGUGUCCCAGUAAGCAGGGAGAGAGGUGCGAUGUCGGCGACAGACUGCUACAUCGUUCACGAGAUCUACAACGGCGAGAAUUCACAGGACCAGUUUGAGUAUGAGCUGGAGCAGGCACUGGAGGCCCAGUACAAGUACAUCGUCAUCGAGCCGACGCGCAUCGGGGACGAGACGGCCCGGUGGAUCACGGUGGGCAACUGCCUGCACAAAACGGCCGUGCUGUCGGGCGCGGCCUGCCUCCUGACGCCGCUUUCGCUGCCUCCCGAGUACUCACGCUACGUGGCGUUGCCGGCUGGCGCCCUCAGCGUCGCCUGCGCCGCUCUCUAUGGGAUUUCAUGGCAAUUUGACCCCUGCUGCAAGUACCAGGUGGAGUACGACAGCCAAAAACUCUCACGGCUGCCCCUGCACACGCUCACCUCCUCCACACCCGUGGUGUUGGUGCGCAGGGAUGACAUCCACAGAAAGAGACUCCAUAACACGAUAGCGCUGGCUGCCCUGGCGUACUGCGCCAAGAAGAUCUACGAACUCUACGCGGUAUGAGUGCUGUCGGAAGCGGGUGUGAGAAGCAAAGCGAAUACAGGAAAACAAACGUCACCAUCAAGCCCGGCAGCGAAGCUCCGCGGAGGUGGCGGCUGUCUCUAUUUUGAACUUUGAUCAGAUGGAUAGAGUUAAAACUAGAAGGAAUUGUUUUUCCUCGUCAUGUUUCCUUUACUCCCAUGUGACCACGACGGCACUCGUGUCUCUGUAGUAACUCUGCGCCUCCGCCGUCAGCCCGCGCCUCCUGCACCCUCCUCCCACCGCGGAAGGUACAUCAGCAGUGCGAGCGACGGCCAUGUUUGACUACCGGCUCUUUAACUGUACCCCCUUUCUUGCUGAUCGGUAUCGCCACCCUUUCAUUAAACUUUAGGAUAUUUGAAACUCACUUUUCUGUAUUUUAUUUGACCUUUUUUUUUCUCAUUAAAUGAAGCCGACUUGAUGUCCAGAAAAGGUUUAUUUGAGAUUGUUUGGUUCCACUUUGAAGACUGAGCCCCCACUCAUCACCAAAUCUAUUAAAUGCACUAUUACAAUAGAUAUUAAACUGCUGAUAUG